Poecilia latipinna (sailfin molly) is the source of this 1404-nucleotide messenger RNA. Its product is annotated as epidermal growth factor receptor substrate 15-like 1. The transcript is spliced from 8 exons. Bases 276 to 992 code for a protein of 238 amino acids. The record is from RefSeq and is a predicted model, not a curated record. NCBI's taxonomy places the organism in Eukaryota, Metazoa, Chordata, Actinopteri, Cyprinodontiformes, Poeciliidae.
AUGAAUAAGAAAUUAUGAAUUUCUUUUUGCUAUAGAUCUCAACUCUUCAGAGACAGAUCCACUCUGAGGAGUCAGAUUUGCAAAAUCAGGAGGAAGAGCUUAGCCGAGCAAAGGCUGACUUGGACCAUCUACACCAGGAGGAAAGACAACUGGAACAGAGCCUGGCUGCUGGCAAGAUUCAACUGGAAACCAUCAUCAUUUCACUGAAGUCGACUCAGGACGAAAUCAACCAAGCUCGCGGGAAGUUAUCCCAGAUUCAGGACUGUCAGCAGGAGAUGUCUAAAGGAAUAGAGCAGUUCAGCAGCACCUUAAAUGGUACCAAUGGAGGCAGUAUGACAAAUCUGGCCGACAUGAGCGAAGGCUUCAAUGACAAAGAGAGCGGAGGCUUUUCAGCUGCCGGGAAGGGAAGACAGGAAGAUAUAUUCAAAGUUAAGUCAUCAGUGUUCUACAAUCAGCCUCAAGACCUUCAGUCGGACCUUUUCAACUCUGAAGACCCAUUUAAAACAGACCCAUUCAAAGGUGACCCAUUUGAAAGUGACCCAUUUGGAAAGGCACCAUCUACAUCGAUAGAUCCCUUUGAAGGAGACCCAUUUAAAGAAGCAGAUCCAUUCAAGGCUUCAUCAGAAGAUUUUUUUAAGAAGACUACAAAGAUGGAUCAUUUUUCCACAACAGAUCCUUUUUGUAAAAGUGCCACUUUACCCUCCAAGCAAACAAGUCACUUUGCAGGAAGUGACCCAUUUUCUACCAACCACCAGAAACCCAGAGGAUCAGAUCUAUUCUCAACACUGGACCCCUUUGGAAGUAGUACGUUCAACAGCGCCACAAACAGCUGCACUGGCUUUGCAGACUUCAGCCACAUGUCAAAAGCCAGAGACCCUUUUGAAGGAAGGGCCAACUGGCUUCCAGAUUAUCAGAAGGUGUGGAGGAUUAAAAUGAGGACCGGCCAAGAGAGAAAGAAGUCCCCGUUUGACCAAAGAGAAAGAAGCAGAUGAAAUAUUCCCCAAGAAAAUUAGAUAAGUAAAUUUUGUUACUAUUUUCUCCAGGUGAAGAGGGGUGUGAGGAGACAUGCAAGUAGGGAAGCAGUAAUCAACAUCCACCAGAUAAGUUUGUCAUGAUUUGUGGUUGUGGUGGUGAGGAAGGACACAGGUAGGCCCAAGUAGACAUGAUGAAAAAAUAUGAUUUAAUAAUAAAUCCAAGAAACAGUCCAACAAAGCAGCACGAGGGAAAAGACAGAACUGACUUCUGACAUGAGACACGACAAGGACCCGACAAGAGACAAAGACAACAGGUGGGUUUAAAUACACAAGGAGGGUAAUCAGGGAACGAGAAACACCUGGGAACAAUCAGGACAGGACGGCACAGAGACUCACAGUGGAACAGAACUAAAUAAGCACAGAAAAACUU